Messenger RNA from Trichomonas vaginalis G3, 1428 nucleotides. Its product is annotated as armadillo (ARM) repeat-containing protein family. The transcript has a single exon. Lineage: Eukaryota; Parabasalia; Trichomonadida; Trichomonadidae. Bases 1 to 1428 code for a protein of 475 amino acids. The record is from RefSeq and is a predicted model, not a curated record.
AUGGAUUCAUCUACUAAUUCUUCUAUUAAUAAAUCUUCUUUUUCCCAUGUAUUAUCUCGAUCAAUUACUAGCAUCAUUCCAGAUAAAUCAAAAGGUGAAUCAAAUGAUCAGUUAAUUCAACAAUUCAUAAAUUUGAUUUCAAAUUUGGAACAGCUGCAACUUUCGUUUGCACCGCCAAAUGAAUUACUCGAGUGUGUUGCUAUUUCAUUAAAAAUAAGACAAUAUCCGCGUGGAUUUUUUAAUGAAACACAAAUUUUCACAAGAAUAAAUGCUUUACUCGAGAAAUGUACUAUUGAUACCAACACAUAUUUCAAAUUUGUACAGCUUCUAUCCAUAAUCUCAACGAAUUGCGAAGAAUCAAUGAAUUCUUUUCUUACAAAUUGCAAAUUUAUGUCAUUACUUCAUCAUGGCUUUACAUCAACCAAUCCAAAUAUAUACAAUAUAUACUGUCAAUUCAUUAUCAAGUCCUUACCAUACUCUUCUGCAAGAAACUCUCUAAUUUCAGCAAAUUUCUUUGUUGAAUUCAUGAAUAGAAUGAAAUAUCUAUUAAAUUUGGUAUCAGAAGGCAAUUUAUCUAAGGAAAUUAUCCAAUUGAUUGCAAUUUCAUGUGAUUUAUUCUUUCAUAUGGUAAAACAUUUUUCGAUUUCAGAUUUGGAACCAGGAAAAUCGGAAAUACAGGAUAUGAUUAUAGCUUUAUAUGAUUGUCACGUUUCUCAUGAAAUUUUAGAUAAAAUUGCUCAUAUUGUUCUUAUAAUAGGAAGUAAAUUCAGUUAUAUGGAUAUAGUUAAUACAGAGAUGUGGAAUCGCACAAUAAAAUUACUUGAUGACGAUAAUAAUGUUUUAGGAUAUCAAUAUUCUUUGGCUUUACUCAAUAAUACUGUGUGUUCAGAUGACUUUAUGGAAAUAACAGAGAUUAUUCCGUUCCAAGAUAUAGUUCGCAUUAUUAAUUCGCGUUGUUUUGAAAAUAUUGACAUUCAAAUCAACGCUUUUCAUUGUUUGUUAUCAUUUUCGGUAUUCGGAGAUACUAUAAUAAGUCAUUUCUUGGACUCCUCUGUGUUUAAUUCUAUUUUAAAUAUAAUUAAUUUGUCAAAUUUUGCUGUUAAGCAGCUUGGAUGCGAAAUUCUAUGGGCUUUCAUUAAGUGUGGAACAUUUGAGCAGGCAGAAUAUAUAAUAGAACAUCCUAUUUCGAAAGAAAUCAUACUUAACGCAAUUAGUGAAGAUACUCCUGAAGAUUCACAUAGAAUUAUUACUGUAAUGAUUAUACCGUUUGUUAAUUCCUUAAUUUCUCAUAAUUUACAAGGAGAAUCAACAUAUGCUUCAUUUUUAUCAGAUUUAGCUCAAGUAAACUCAGAAAUCCUUGACUCUGGAGAGGAUGAGCUUUCGGAAGCAGCACAACUCCUACAAUCUAUCUUAGACUCUAUUGAAUAA